ACUAUGGAGGCUUUAAGUCUGUCCGUAAACGCGGUGUCCUACACUGUGGCAGCUGAGCUGCACCCGAUCGAUGAUGACCCGUUCACCGGACCCAUCAAGAACAUCGCCCCGUGGAACUUCACCAUUUUGGCGCUGCUCAUGUUUGUGGUCACGCUCCUGUCGCUGAGCGAAAACUUCCUCGUCAUGUUUGCCACAUAUAAGUUCAAACAACUCCGACAGCCACUCAACUACAUCAUAGUCAAUUUGGCUAUAGCUGACUUUCUAGUGUCCCUCACAGGAGGACUGAUAAGUUUCCUGACAAAUGCAAGAGGUUAUUUCUUCCUGGGCCGGUGGGCUUGUGUGCUGGAGGGCUUUGCUGUCACUUUUUUCGGAAUCGUAGCCCUGUGGUCUCUGGCCGUUCUGUCCUUCGAACGAUUCUUCGUGAUUUGCCGACCUCUGGGCAACAUUCGGCUGCAAGCCAAACACGCCGUCAUGGGUCUGCUGUUCGUCUGGAUCUUUUCCUUCGUUUGGACCUUCCCUCCGGUUCUGGGCUGGAACAGAUACACUGUCAGCAAGAUUGGGACCACCUGUGAGCCGGACUGGUAUACGUCCGACAUCAAUAGCCACAGCUACAUCAUCACCUUCUUCUCCACUUGUUUCAUUCUGCCUCUCGGACUCAUCUUCUUCUGCUAUGGGAAGCUCCUGCGGAAGCUCCGGAAGGUGUCCCAUGGCCGUCUGGCCACCGCCAGGAAGCCUGAGCGCCAGGUGACCCGGAUGGUCGUCGUCAUGAUUAUAGCAUUCAUGGUGGCAUGGACACCAUAUGCGGUCUUUGCUCUACUGGUUACAAUUCAUCCAACCAUUGAAUUGGAUGCGAGGUUGGCUUCCAUCCCUGCAUUCUUCUCCAAGACGGCCGCGGUGUAUAAUCCAAUCAUCUACGUGUUCAUGAACAGACAGUUCAGGAAGUGCAUCAUCCAGCUUUUCACCGGCAUUGUGGCCAUGCCAGAAAGCAACAUGAACCAGACAUCAGAGCGACCAGGAAUCACUGCGGACAGUCAAACGGGAGAAAUGUCCGCCAUUGCGGCCCGUAUCCCCAUCGGCGGCGCUACAACGUCGCCCAGGUCGGAAGAUUCGCCAACUGACUGUGCUUCCUUUGCGCAGCUCCCCAUCCCGGAGAAUAAAGUGUGUCCAAUGUAACAGCUACUUGCAGCAGGUCUACUCCAACUUGAAAGAAAAAAAAUAAUAACAACACGCAACUCUUGCCAGACACAUCUUGGGACUUCCCACUAGUCAUUUUUGAGAUGGAUUAAGCUCAAGAUAUGUCGACUAACCUUUUUUCCCCCCUAGCUGUCACCUUUGCAUUUCAUUUGCAGUCGCUGAGGAAUCAAAAGCAAAUGAAGUGCAUUGGAAUUUCAUUUGAAUUGGCCCUAAAUAUUGCUGGAAAAGAAAAUGCGCAGAUAGAAACGUUCCCAAUAGAUAAGCUUGACCACACCUGCACAACUUUGAAUCUGCUACAAAAUGCAACUUGCACUUUAAUCCACUUUCACGUGGUAACUCCAUCGGAAUACCGAGCUCCUGGAAAAUCACAGCGUCAUAUUCCUAUACCAAAAUUCUGCCUUUCAUC
Syngnathus typhle (broad-nosed pipefish) is the source of this 1600-nucleotide messenger RNA. RefSeq names its product vertebrate ancient long opsin a (gene valopa). Gene Ontology annotation, biological process: phototransduction; G protein-coupled receptor signaling pathway; visual perception. The record is from RefSeq and is a predicted model, not a curated record. Gene Ontology annotation, molecular function: G protein-coupled receptor activity. The coding region runs from base 4 to 1173 and encodes 389 amino acids. Lineage: Eukaryota; Metazoa; Chordata; Actinopteri; Syngnathiformes; Syngnathidae. The transcript has 5 exons. Gene Ontology annotation, cellular component: membrane; photoreceptor outer segment.